AUGAUGAGAUUGCUGUUUUUGCUUGGCUCAUUUGGUGCUGGGUGCUGCAGCGGGGAGAUCCCUUCAGCAGAGUUUCAGGAUCAAAAACGCCUGGCCUUUGCUCAGCUGAAACUACCCCUCGUCUCGUUCGGCUCGCAACCGCGCCGCCUGGACGGUGGCACGGUAGCAAGCUGCGCAUCAGCCUGUGAAGGUUUCCAAUGCUUCCUUGAUGACAAACAAGCUUGGUCCGAUCAACUGAGAUCCCUCAGCGUACACGAUGAAGAGAGCAUGAGGCUCCAGCUCGCACUCACGGUUCAAGCAGCCGGAUCGGCCUGCUACCAUCGGGCAGCCAUUGAAUGCAGCAAUACCAGCUUCGAGUGCACAGGUGCUCAACAAGUCGAAGGUGACCAUAGGAUGUUCCCUUGCAUCUGCGAGGCUUGCCCCAACUAUUUCAAUGCCAUUAUCAAGGUGAUUCCUAUCUUCGAACAUCUACAGCCCAACGUGAGCAAUUCGGGUGUGAUUCAGGAUCUCAUCUCAGAGCUGUGCCCUGCAAUGGCCACUGUCAAGUGCAUGAUCACAGCUCCAUCCUGUCUUGCGGCAGGUUUCAUGGACAGUCCCACUGGAAGAGCCUUCGAAUACUUAGCAGCCAUGAGACCUCAGUGCAUAUCGUCGAAUCUGCCCAUGGACUACACCGAGGUUUGGUCUUCCUACGUGGAUUUCCUGGAUCAAUUUCGUUGGAUAGCAAAGGAGAAGGAUGAAUUAGCCUCCCGCCUCUCCUCCAGUGUUGUUUUCCGGUCCAAUGGUUUGUUUCAUCAUUUUCUCCAUCGCUCCCUGCAGACGGAUCCCAUUUGCACAGAGCCGGAGCCAGCUCCGCACCCAGCUCGGGCCAAAGGAAUGUAUGCCACUCUGGCGUCGGAGGAGGGCCAAGGAUUUGGAGAAGAGCCCGGGUCACGGCCACGGAAGACCUUCACACCCCGCGAGCUGUACCAGGCGAGUAAAGAAAGCCAGUCGGCUCGAGAGAAGGCCAAAACUGCUGCGAGUGCAGCGCUUGCGUUGAGUGGCUUGGGGGUGCUCGUGUGGCACCACUGGGCCAUGGUGGCCAGUUUCAACUGCCUCGGGGGUGGGCUGAUGCUCUUGGGCGCCGUCUUGGCCCCACGGCCCUCCCUGGGUGAGAAGGAAGGGCAGGGCCGCUUGAAGCUGAAGCUCUUGAACAACUCGGAACGCUGGAAGGCGGAUCAGAAGGCCUUGCAAGAAUUGCUGGGUGCGGGCGCCCCUCCGGCGCCGCUGCUCAAGGCGCAAGGUGAAGAAGAGAAGGAGGACGGAAAGCAGCUGAAAGAAGCGUUGCAGCAGCGAAAUGAAGAGAUUCAGGAAGCGCUGCAGGCAGGGGAGGCGGUGUCUUCCAUUGAGGCACGUUUGCGUCCCAAGACCUUCGUGUUUGACUUCCAUGAUGGGAUCGCAGGAGCGGCUCAACCGGAGAAAAUGAAGAAACAACUGGAGGACUUGCGCGACAUCGUGACCUUUAUCCUCCACACGGCCAAGAGUCCCCACGACCAGGCCGUGGUGCGAAUCGGCUCCCCUGGUGGCAGGGUGACAGACUAUGGUUUCGCAGCUGCACAGCUAUUGCGACUGCGAUCCAAGGGGCUGACCCUCACAGCGUGUGUCGAUAAGGUGGCUGCCUCUGGAGGCUACAUGAUGGCAUGUGCUGCCAACAGCGUGGUGGCCACACCCUUUUCCUUGGUUGGCUCCAUAGGUGUGCUGACUUCCACCCCCAACUUCUCGAAAGUCUUGAAGAGGCACGAGAUCGACUGGAUCCAGAUCACCGCGGGAAAGUGGAAACGCACCGUGGAUCCCUUGAGCGAAAUCACCGAGGAACAACGCGCCAAGGCUCAGGAGGACGUGCAGGCAGUUCACGAGGCCUUUAAAGGCAUGGUGCAACAACAGAGGAACAGCCUGGAUGUGGAUGAGGUCGCCACGGGCGAAGUCUUCCUGGGUGCUGAGGCGAUGCAACGUGGUUUGGUGGAUCGCCUGGCCACCAGCGAUGAGGCGGCGAAGCCCCGGGGGAUUUGA
Cladocopium goreaui is the source of this 2046-nucleotide messenger RNA. Lineage: Eukaryota; Dinophyceae; Suessiales; Symbiodiniaceae. The record is from the annotation of a GenBank genome assembly.